Messenger RNA from Verticillium alfalfae VaMs.102, 2859 nucleotides. Its product is annotated as arrestin domain-containing protein. Bases 1 to 2859 code for a protein of 952 amino acids. Gene Ontology annotation, biological process: ubiquitin-dependent endocytosis. The transcript is spliced from 2 exons. The record is from RefSeq and is a predicted model, not a curated record. Gene Ontology annotation, molecular function: ubiquitin protein ligase binding; protein-macromolecule adaptor activity. Gene Ontology annotation, cellular component: cytosol; cytoplasm. NCBI's taxonomy places the organism in Eukaryota, Fungi, Ascomycota, Sordariomycetes, Glomerellales, Plectosphaerellaceae.
AUGAUAGACACACGACGAGCACGCCGACCCGAUAACUGGAUCAGCGCAUCAACCUCUGGCAGUGUCUUUUACUGUCCGAGCUACCUGGCCCCCGCCGCCACUUCACAGACUGUGCUGCCCAAUCCGCCGAUCCGCCCACGGCAGCACCGCACCCGUGCCAUCCACAUCGUCUCCUAUCCGCCAGGCUUCGUCCCCGCCGAGUUGAGGCCGAAACCUGAGCCGUCAGCCAAGAAGAAGAGGAAAAUCGCCGAGGACAAACGACGACUGGAGGAGGCCAAGAGGAAACUCGAGGAGAAGAGGCAGCAGAAAGAGGCCAAGGAGGCUGCCAGAGAAGCGGCCAGAGAAGCUGCGAGGGACGCCGCCAAGCAGAAGCGCGCAUCGAAGCGGGAUUCUCUCACCAAAGCCACCUUUGACAAGCUCCUCGCUCCUUUCACCUUUGUGACCGCCUCUUCGCCAACGACCUCCGCGACCCCGUCUGCGGCACCGUCACGCCCCAUCAGUCGUGCGCCUUCCACUGCCGGCAGCAGUUUUCUGAACCGCCUGUCGAUCUACAGCCGGAACGAGGAGCCCCUGCAACUAGAUCCUCCACCACCACCAGCAGAGCCCGUUGCGCCCGUUGAGCCCGAGCUCAGCAACACCGACAUGGCCAUGCGUACUGCCGCAUUGGUCGAGGGCAGGCGCCCAGGCAUCUCACCAUACAACCCUGCAUCCAACAGGCAUAGCGUAUCCUCGGUUCGCUCUGCCAAGAACGCCGUUUCCUCCUUUGUCUCUGAAGUGCCCAAGCCCAUCGCCUCUGGAAGUGGUGUUUCGUGCUCCAUCCUCGUGGCAGAGCCCAACAUCUUCCUCUCCGGUUUCGAGCACGAUGGCCACCGCCAAGACAGCCAAGGCGGCACUGCUCUGCUUCGCGGCAAACUGCAGUUGUCUGUCACGAAAAAUGUCAAAAUUAAGGGCAUCAGCCUGAAGCUGCUGGGCAAGGCGCGCACCGAGUGGCCGGAAGGCAUCCCGCCUAUGAAGAUCGACAUGUUCGAGGAGGAGUCUCUGCGAACACAGGUGCUGACCUUCUUCAACGCCAUGAACGAUGGCUGGGAAACCGAGUAUGGCAACCAGUGCACGUACCGAAUGAAGAACAGCUCCAACAACUCCUCCCACACCAACCUCACCAUCAACGGCCGCUCACCCAACAACUCCAACAACCCCACGCCACGCAACAGUCUGACCGCGAAAGAGAUGAAACGUCUUUCUCUUCAGUCCAAUCAGUCGAGAAGCUUCGGCAAGGGUGACAUCAUGGGCGUCAACUCGGCGCAGGCCAAAGGGUACAAGGUCUUCUACCCUGGCACCUACGAAUACAACUUUGAGCUACCCAUCGACCACCACCAGCUUGAGACGACGAAGCUCCAGUACGGUUCUGUCAAGUGGGAGCUGCAUGCGACUGUUGAACGUGCGGGUGCCUUCAAGCCGAACCUCCACGGCCAGAAGGAGGUGUUUAUCGUUCGGGUGCCUGACCAGCUCUCGCUCGAGAUGACGGAGCCCAUUUCCAUCAGCAGGCAGUGGGAGGAUCAGCUUCACUACGACAUCAUCAUCUCUGGAAAGUCCUUCCCCAUCGGCACCAAGAUUCCCAUCGCCUUCAAGUUGACCCCACUUGCCAAGGUUCAGGUGCACAAGCUGAAGGUCUUCUGCACCGAGUCGAUCGAGUACUGGACCAAUGAUCGUCGCGUUACCCGCAAGGAUCCUGGCCGUAAGAUUCUGCUGUUUGAGAAGGCCGCCGGCAAGCCGCUCGACCCCAAGUACGCCUCAUCCGACGUGCGCGUGCUGAGUGGCGGCGAGCUAAGCCCCCGCGAACGCCGCGAAGCUCGUCAGGCUGCCGCCAUGCGCCGGUCCGUGGAGGCCUCGAGGCACAAUGCCAUGCCCCAUCCCCUGCCUGAGCCGUCGGACAACCUACUCGGCGACCUGGACCUGGGGCUGGAGAGCUACUGGGGCUCUACAGAGAUUGAGAUGAACGUGCAAGUUCCGACAUGCGAACAGAUGGGGAAGAGCAAAGAGCUGCGUCUCAACCCCGACUGCAGCUGGAAGAACGUCAAUGUGUAUCACUGGAUCAAAAUCGUCAUGCGCAUUUCCCGCCUUGACCCUGAAGAUCCUACUGGCACGCGCCGCCGACAUUUCGAGAUCAGCAUCGACUCGCCAUUCACAGUCCUCAACUGCAGGGCUACGCAGGCCAACACGUCGCUGCCCGAGUACACCGGUCUAGGUCUUGAUCCUUCGCAGGGUAGGCAAACCUCGUGCGGGUGCCCCGACGCAUCAGCCAUCGAGGCGUCGCCCAACUCGUCGACCGGCACGUUGCCGUCGGCGGAUGCUGGCCUCGACGCCAUGCCAGCACCACCCCAGCCGGCUCAUCUCACAUCGGCACACACGCAGAGCCCAAAUCCCACUGGAAACGGCAGGGACUCGCCCCCUACCUCUCAAAACCAGCCAAUCGACGUAUCGGACAUGUCGGCACGCCCUAUCCACCUUCUGCGCGUGCCCUCAUACAACCCGCCUGCGUUUGACGAGGACCAACCGCCUCCGGCCGCGGUGAACACUGUGGCCCAGACUCCGCCGCCGCAGUACGACGUCGUCGUCGGCACUCCCAGUGUCGAUGGCUUGGCGGAUUACUUUACACGACUGGCCGACUACGGUUAUGACGGUCGGGACGAUGACUCGGAUUCGGCCGAUGAAGGCCCCGAGAGUAUUAUGGAGCGUGGCGGACGUGUCAACGUGGCACACCCGCGCACGCCUGGCGCACCGCGUGCUCCUAGCAGAAGCAUGGAGAUUCAGCGUCCAAACUUGGACCUGGUGCUGCCGAGGGCCAGUGGGGCCUUGUAA